This is a messenger RNA of Dermacentor albipictus, 2292 nucleotides long. RefSeq names its product serine/arginine-rich splicing factor 2-like. Gene Ontology annotation, molecular function: RNA binding. The record is from RefSeq and is a predicted model, not a curated record. NCBI's taxonomy places the organism in Eukaryota, Metazoa, Arthropoda, Arachnida, Ixodida, Ixodidae. Gene Ontology annotation, cellular component: spliceosomal complex. Gene Ontology annotation, biological process: positive regulation of mRNA splicing, via spliceosome.
UACGGCAACACUGGCCGGCAAGCCGCUCGCAACCGCCAUUUUGCCCGUCUUCCUGCCACCGCUUGACGCUCGUGUGUUCGUUGAUGAGGUGGAACAUCAAGAGCGCGUAAGGUUUCGCGCCCAAGCUCCCAGGCUUUUCCACAUUGAAUUGCGGCCUCAAGGAACGGCCUCACCAUGAAUUACGGCCGGGCACCGCCGCAGAUCGACGGCAUGACGUCGUUGAAGGUGGACAACCUCACGUAUCGCACCACGCCGGAGGACCUGAAGCGGGUCUUCGAAAAGUACGGGGACGUCGGUGACGUCUACAUACCGCGGCAUCCCUACACACGUGAAAGCCGUGGAUUCGCCUUCGUGCGAUUCUACGACAAACGCGACUGCGAGGACGCCAUGGACUCGCUGGACGGCUACAUCCUGGACGGCCGCGAACUGCGCGUCCAAAUGGCGCGCUAUGGGCGGCCAUCGGACCCGUACCGCCAGUCGUCGUCGCGAAACGUCAGACCGAGCCGCCGUUCCCGUUCGAGGUCGAGGAGCCGUGGUCGCCGGUCCAGGAGCCGACGACGUUCAUCAUCUAGAAGCCGUAGGCGGUCCAGGAGCCGGUCCCGGCAUCGCCAGUCAACCUCUCGCAGGUCCAGGAGUCGUUCAAAGGAGCGCAGGCGUUCCCGCAGCCGCUCUCACAAGAGCCGGAGCCGAUCCAGGGAUCGUCGCAAGAGUCGCAGCAAGUCCAGGGAUCGCAGUCGUAGCCGUUCUCGAAACCGUGAAGUUAAAAGGAGUCGUUCCAAGUCGAGGAACAGAAGUCGCUCAAAAUCCAGAGAUCGUAGCCGAUCAAAGGAACGUGGAGUAAAAUCGAAGCGACGCAGCCGAUCAAAGUCAAAGGGUCGUCGCAGUCGGUCGAAGUCCAAGGAACGUAGUCGUUCCAAGUCCAAGGAACGUAGUCGUUCCAAGUCUAAGGAACGAAGCCGAUCAAAGACGAAGGAUCACCGCUCCAAUUCUGGCGAACGCAGCCACAGCAAAGAUCGCAGCCGAUCCAAAUCCAAGGAACAUGGCGAAAGCCAACACAAGAGCCGAUCAAGGUCUGCAGAACGUGGUCAGAGCCAGCGACGGAGCCGGUCCAAGUCCAAGGAACACAGUCGCUCAAACUCCAGAGACCGCAGCCGAUCCCGGGGCAACAGUCGCAGCCAGUCCAAGGAACGCAGCGAUGCCAAGUCACGUCGAAGCCGCAGCAGAAGCCUCCAUGACGGCAAGCAGCGAGAUCGCAGCCGUAGUCGAUCCCACAACGGAGAUGGCCGCAGCCCAUCACAGAGCCCAAGAAAGGUGGCUGAUGAAAGGGCUGAUUCGAGGUCACGGUCAAGGUCACGCAGCCCGGGAGAUAAGCACAGUUCACCGCCUCCAGAUCCAGCAGAGUCCAACGGCGAUCAUGAGAUGCGCUCACCUGAACGAGACCGCCGCUCUCGGUCCAAAUCGCAGGACUCCGACUGAGACAUGUGAGAAUUGUCUUGUGCUGUUUUGCACCUCGGAGGAGAGAAAGCAUGUUACUCUCAGCCCUGCCUUGAAAAUAUGUUAAUCUUAUAUAUUUGCUCCCUUUCUUUGUCUACACUGCUUCAGAGAGCCUUUGAUUUUGGCAAGUAUGGCGUAAAUGUACUAGGUUUUUCUUUUUUUAAGUUGUUUGAAAGUUGACAGCGUUCUUGCAACAGAAAAAUCUGUAAACAUAGUCAGAUGGCUGAAAUUUUACGUUACUUUAUCUGCAACUGGCACAUGGAAUGUGCAUUUCUUCAUUAGUACCAUGUGGGGCCAUCAUUGGUUAAAAACUUGUUGCAUAGGUAAAUUUGAAAUUCAGUUCUACUUCUGGCAUUACAUAAUCAUAAGGCAUGAUGAACUUGUUCACUUUUUAUUUCACAAUUGGGGGGAUUUCCGUGCACAUUACAAAAAUUUGAUUUGGGCACACUGCAAGCGGGCACUUGGACAUUUUCUAUGGUGUUUUCUGUUCACCCGUAGCACAGUCACUGACAACUUUAGCCAGGUGUGUAGCUGAAUUCUGUAACAUGCUUAAUACCUCUGUUUUAUAGAUGUCUUGUGAUGAGUCUUGCAUGAUUGACAAGUUUUCAUUUUUGCUGUUAUUUUGGUUUACUGUUUGUAACUUUGUGCCUCUUGUGUGUGUAGUUGAGCGUUCUACACUGGACAUUCAUUUCAUUGCUACUGAGCCAACUGCCACUAUUGUGCCUCUGUAAGCACUCCUAUUAUUCUUUCCAUUUGCCUUGUAUCACAAUUUUGAAUUAAACUCUGUGGAACUGGAAA